UUUCCGGUUUCUUCAAUGAAACACACAAAAGAGCACAGGCGAUAGAUAGCCUUAGCUUUUCUUUUGUCAGACGGUUGUCUGAUGACGGGUUUGAGGUUUAGCUAAAGGUUUGACUGUUUUUAAAUAAAAAUGUCUUCAUUUUAGCCUCGGAGAGAGUUUAUGAAAGAGCUGGUAACUGAAGAAACAUUCACAGAGUUGAAAGAAAUCAAUGUCAAGAUGGAGGAAGAGAUGGAGGAUCAGCGCGGACUGAUGGACUUCAGCCGGAUACCGAAGAUCAUCUUACACCGAAUAGAUCUCCCACAAUGCUGUGAAGAGGAGGAGGUUCUGAAUGAGCUCAGCAACCCGGAGGAAAAAUCCACUUUGGAUCAAGAGGAACCAGAACCUCUGCAGAUAAAACAGGAACAAGAGGAACCAGAACCUCUACAGAUAAAACAGGAACAAGAGGAACCAGAACCUCUGCAGAUAAAACAGGGACAAGAGGAACCAGAACCUCUGCAGAUAAAACAGAAACAAGAGGAACCAGAACCUCUGCAGAUAAAACGGGGACAAGAGGAACCAGAACCUCUACAGAUAAAACAGGAACAAAAGGAACCAGAACCUCUACAGAUAAAACGGGGACAAGAGGAACCAGAACCUCUGCAGAUAAAACAAGAGCAACAGGAACCGAAACAUCAAGAGUUCAAAGAGGAAGAGAAGCAACUCUGCAUCAGUCAGGAUGAAGAGCAUGUUGUGCUGAAACAGGAGACUGAUGACAUGUUGGUGAACAAACAGCAGAAAGGCACAACUGAGACUUCAGAACAAGAAACACAAAAAAAAGCUCAACCAGAACCUCUGCAGAAAAAACAGGAACAAGAGGAACCGGAACAUCAAGAGUUCAAAGAGGGAGAGAAGCAACUCUGCAUCAGUCAGGAUGAAGAGCAUGUUGUGCUGAAACAGGAGACUGAUGACAUGUUGGUGAACAAACAGCAGAAAGGCACAACUGAGACUUCAGAACAAGAAACACAAAAGAAAGCUCAACCAAACCAAAAUCGAUAUUGUUGUAAAAUUUGUGCUAAAACCUUUUCUCGAAAUAGUUCUAUCAUGAUACACAUGAGAACUCACACGGCCAAGAAACCUUUCACAUGUUCAACCUGUGGAAAAGAUUACCCUCACAAGAGUCGUUUAAUUGAUCACAUGAGAAUUCAUACAGGUGAAAAACCUUUCACAUGUGCAAGUUGUGGAAAAAGUUUCCAUCACAGUGGCACUUUAAAAAGACACAUAAGAACUCACUCAGGUGAGAAGCCUUACAAAUGCACAACCUGCGAAAAAAGUUUUGUGUCUAAUUCUCAGUUAGUUGAUCACAUGUCGAUUCAUACAGGUGAGAAGCCUUUCUCAUGUGGAAACUGCGGAAAAAGUUUCCGGAGGAAAGGUAACUUGAAUAGUCAUAUCAGAAUUCACACAGGUGAGAAGCCAUUCUCAUGUGGAAACUGUGGAAAAAGUUUCCGGAGGAAACCUAACUUGGUUCGUCACAUCAGAGUUCACACAGGUGAGAAGCCAUUCUCCUGUGGGACCUGUGGAAAACGUUGUGCUCACAAGAGUCGUUUAAUUGAUCACAUGAGAAUUCAUACAGGUGAAAAACCUUUCAUUUGUGAAGCUUGUGGAAAAGGUUUCCAUCACAUUGGCACUUUAAACAGACACAUAAGAACUCACUCAGGUGAGAAGCCUCACAGGUGCACAACCUGUGGAAAAGGUUUUGCGUCUAAAUCUCACUUAGUUGAUCACAUCAUGAUUCAUACAGGUGAGAAGCCUUUCUCAUGUGGACACUGUGGAAGAAGUUUCCGGAGGAAACCUAACUUGGUUCGUCACAUCAGACUUCACACAGGUGAGAAGCCAUUCUCAUGUGGGACCUGUGGAAAACGUUUCACUCAUAAAAACAGUUUAACUCUUCACAUGAGAAUUCACACAGGUGAGAAGACUUUCUCUUGAGGCAUCUGUGGAAGAAAUUGCUUGUAUGAAUCCCAGUUAGUUUAUCACAUGAGAACUCACACAGGUUAAAAACCUUUCUCAUGUGGAACCUGUGGAAAAAAUUUCACUUAUAAAAAAAGUUUAAAUGCUCUCAUGAGAUUUCACACAGGUGAGAAGCCUUUCUCAUGUGCGACUUGUGGAAAAUUUUUUGCUGUAAAAUACCUUUUACAUUUUCACAUGAAGACUCACACAAGAGAGAAGUCUUUCUCAUGUGGGGCCUGUGGGAAAGGUUUCACUCAAAAAUACCUUUUAACUUUUCAACAGAAUUCACACAUGUGAGAAGUAGCUGUGCAAUGAUUUAUCAGCCAGCUGAUUAAUUUGUGUUGAUAACCUUAAUUUUGGUACGUUGGUGAUCAGCAGAUACAAGCAUGUGAAGCUGAUCUGAUCCUCCAAUUUUAUUGACCUGAGCUUUUCUCCUGUUCUCCUUUGUUGAGAGGUUUGACUAUUAGACCGGCCCACCACGUCAUGUCUGCACAUUUGCAAUCGGUGCACCCUUAGUGAAAAGCGAGGAAAUUGUUUUGUGUGUAGAUCCAGUUUUAGUCAUCACAUGAAGAUUCACACGGGUUAGAAGCCUUUCUUUUAUAGGUGCUGUAAAAAAAGUUUCACUGAUUGGAAAUGUUCACCGUUCACAUGAGAACUGACACAGGUUUGGUGGCACAAUGUAACUUUCUGUUUGGAAGUGGUGUAAUUGGAACCGACACAUUUUAUUCUGGAUCUUUUUUAUUUCCAUUUUAUUUAUUGAGACUAAGGGAGUUGUUUCUCUUAGAGAAACAAUGACUUUGAAUGUUUUAAGAUUUAGACUUCCAAAGUUUUUAAACCUUUAUAGUGUAUUUAUCCUUUGUACUUUUUGUUUCAAUGAUUUGGAGAAGUGGAUGCAUUUCUUUGACAUGGUUUUAAUGAUUUUUCUGCUUAAAAAAUGUAUUGAUGAUGUGGAUUGAAUUUCAAAUAGAAAAAUGAUUGAAACUUUUUAGAUAAUAAAGUAUCAUAAAGAUGG
Messenger RNA from Gambusia affinis (western mosquitofish), 2998 nucleotides. Its product is annotated as gastrula zinc finger protein XlCGF57.1-like. The transcript is spliced from 3 exons. The coding region runs from base 160 to 1965 and encodes 601 amino acids. Gene Ontology annotation, molecular function: DNA-binding transcription factor activity, RNA polymerase II-specific; RNA polymerase II cis-regulatory region sequence-specific DNA binding. Gene Ontology annotation, biological process: central nervous system development; regulation of transcription by RNA polymerase II. Lineage: Eukaryota; Metazoa; Chordata; Actinopteri; Cyprinodontiformes; Poeciliidae. The record is from RefSeq and is a predicted model, not a curated record. Gene Ontology annotation, cellular component: nucleus.